GUCAAUGUAAAUAAAUAAAAAAUUUCGAAUCAGGAUCGAUUUAUUAUUUACAUAAAUUGAUAUUUAUAAUGAGUAAGGAAAGUUGAUAGUAAUAGUAUUUUUAAGAUGGGUAGAAGCCCAAGUCCUUACAACAGCCGUUUGCACAAACGCAAAAGAUCACAGUCUAGGGAAAAAGAUAGAUCAAGAAAAGUAUGUUUAAAUCCAAGUUCUUCAUCCUCAAAAGAACUGAGAUCAGAGUUUAGCUUUUUAGAUUGUAAAAAAGAGUUAAAUAAAAUAUUUAUGUACAGUAACGAAAGUAAUACUGUAGUUAAUAAUCUUGAAGAUUUUUGGGUGUUUGCAGCCAAGUAUGAAGCUAUGUUGAAAAAAGCUGGUAAACCACUUAUUCAAGAUUCAUUGAGCAGUCAUGAACUCAACGAUAUUGAUGUACCAAUCCAAUUUUCAAAAUUUCAUUGUAUUAAUUUUAACACUCAAAUAAAAUAUGUUGACACAUAUUCUGAUGAAAGACACAAACAAAGGAUGGACAAAAAUUUAUUUGAAUCAUUUUUAAAAAUUGUAUCGACGUAUGUAGACUUUAAGAAUAAAGAAAAAUUUGAUAAAUUAAAGAAGCUAAGGCAAGCCCAACAAGAUUUGCCUGUGGCUAAAUACAGGACCGAAAUAGUAUCAGCUGUCCAAGAAAAAAAAGUAAUUAUUGUAGCUGGUGACACUGGCUGCGGCAAGUCCACACAAGUUCCGCAAUAUCUACAUGAGGCUGGCUAUCAAAAUAUUGCUUGUACACAACCCAGGCGCAUUGCAUGUGUGUCUUUGUCAAAACGAGUUGCUUAUGAAAUGCUUACACAAUUUGAAUCCAAAGUUGGAUAUCAAAUUAGGUUUGAAAAGAGCAAGACGGCCGAUACCAAAAUUUGCUUUAUCACUGAAGGUUUAUUAUUGAGGCAGAUGUCAUCUGAAAAUUUGCCAAACUAUGAUGUCAUUAUUCUGGAUGAGAUCCAUGAGAGGCAUUUGAUGGGGGAUUUUCUUCUUGGCGUACUUAAAUGUCUGAUACAUAGCAGAAGCGAUAUUAAACUUGUUCUUAUGUCAGCGACAAUAAAUAUAAAUCUCUUUGAGAAUUAUUUCUCUGCAGAGUCAGCUGCAGUUAUAGAGGUACCUGGAAGGCUGUUUCCUAUAGAACUUCGUUACAAACCUAUAUUGAUAGAUGAUAAGCCCACCCGCGACGACAGAUUGGAUCCCCAACCAUAUGUACAGAUAAUGCAACUGAUUGAAAGCAAAUAUCCAAGUGAUGAACGCGGUGAUCUACUUAUAUUUAUGUCCGGUGUCCAAGAGAUUACAGCAAUUUGCGAUGCUGCACAGCAGUACGCAGAAAAGACUAAGAAAUGGAUAGUGUUGCCAUUACAUAGCGGUUUAUCCCUAACGGAACAAGAUAAGGUGUUCGACUAUCCCCCAGAUGGCGUUAGAAAAUGUAUUGUUUCGACUAAUAUAGCUGAAACUUCAGUUACCAUUGACGGAAUAAGAUUUGUCGUGGAUUCCGGUAAGGUCAAGGAAAUGAGCUACGAUUCAACAACCAAAAUGCAGAGACUAAAGGAAUUCUGGAUCUCUAAAGCUAGCGCAGAUCAAAGAAAAGGCCGAGCCGGUAGAACAGGUCCCGGCGUUUGUUACCGCGUAUAUUCGGAGCAGCAGUACUCCGACAUGGAACAGUUCAGUACCCCUGAAGUAUCGAGAGUACCGCUGGCAUCUCUCCUGCUCCUCAUGAGCUCGCUCGGAGUCAGUGACGUGAGAAGAUUCCCGUUCCUAGAUGCCCCGCCUGAAGACGCAGUGGAAAACGCCCUGCUGGAGCUUAAACAACAUGGCGCUUUAACCUCCAACGAGAAGCUGACAGCAUUAGGGAAGGCCCUAGCUAACCUCCCUGUGGAAGUGUCUUUAGCCAAAGCAAUAGUAGUGGGCAGCGCGACUCUUCCACCCAACAAGAGGGACUCUGCUUUGGCACUUGCCGCUGCUUUAGGCAUCAGGUCUAUAUUCACUACAAGAGCACACAGAGAUUUUGAAUGCGAGAAUGCAAGAAAACCAGAAGAAUCCGAUCACGGGGAUCCGCUGACUCUUCUAUCGUUGUAUUGCGCUUGGCUGACUGUCAAAGGGGAGAAUCGUGGGGGACGUGCCUGGUGUAAACGACGAGGCAUUGAAGAACAACGAUUGUAUGAACUCACCAAGCUCGCCGCACAACUUAGAGGACUAUUACAAGAUAAUAAUUUGAUGGAAACUCCAGAACCGGAAUCUAUGUCGUCUGCUGAGCGGGCGAUGCGUCACGGUCAAUUGAAACAACUGAAAGAUAUGAGAAGGCAGUACAAACAGAGAGCAGCUGAAGAUUCGAAACGAAAGAAACGGUUAAAAGUUGAUUCUUGGGAGAUAGUCGAUGAAAAGGGAGACGAUGACGCAUUAGAUAUCAGAGAUAUAGAGUUUCGUAUGACUAAUGACGCCGCCAGGAUACGUUCGCUGAUCAAUGGGGCCAGCGCAUCUAGCGGAAGAGAUCUGAUUAUGUUGAAGAUAGUUUUAUGCAGAGCGUUGUAUCCACAAGUGGCUGUUGCUGAUCAAUUUAACCAUUGUAAAUCUAUAUCGGAACAACUGUAUCACACUUGGAGUAAACCGUUUGUAUUUCUCCAUCCGAACUCGUACUUCGGUAAACAACCUCGAGUAUUGCAACUGAGCGAAGCUGACAUACAAACAGACGGACCACCCGGAUAUAAGGCUAAAGUGCCUUUGUCAGCUAAACAUCAAAUACUGUGUUACUUAUCUCUUUUAGAGACUACAAAACCUUAUAUAGUGAAUUCUAUGCGAAUGCCGGCUGCCCAGACUCUUCUAUUGCUGGCCCAUUCUAUUGACACUAACAUGGGGUUUACUAGAAUAGUAUGCGACUCUUGGCUGCUGUUAGAGUUCCCGUAUCCCGAUACGGGAUUAAACUUGCUCCUGAAAGCAACUAAGCUUCGACAACGGUGGGACGCAUUGAUCAACAGGAGAUUGGCAGAUGCCGACCCUAAUAAGAGCGUGGAAAGCGAACUACGAAAGCAAACCUCGAAUAUAUCAUACGAAGAGCUUCAAUACCAGUUGUCGUGUGACGUCAGCUCGUAUAUGAACAGUGAAGUGUAUUACACAAUAAGGAGGUUGCUGCCCGGCGACCUGAAAGUCAUGUAUUGUGGCCCAGGCGAAGUGCAUCCGAAUAUAGACCCUAAUCCGUUCGAACAGGGUUUCGAAUGUCACCCGCACGAGAAGAAAGGCGGAGUUUACGUUACAGACAAUAUAGUUUAUAAUUGUGUUGUAGACACAGAUUGGAGUUACAAUUUCUACCAAGAAGCAUACAGUCUUACUUGGUCGUGUCCUGACUGCGGCAUUACAUUAUGUCUGUCUCCUCUAGAACGAAUACAACACAAGGAGUUCACAUGUUCUUCUAAACGCGAAACUGAACAGGAGCCCGUUAAAAUAACAAAGGACAAUAGACCUAAUGCUAAAGAAUAUAAGUGCGAGAGUUGCGGCAAUACGCUUUCGUUGACGCCUGUCGAAAUAUUGAAACACAAGAAGAGUUGUAAAUUGAAAUAAAUUAUUUGUCUAGU
Diatraea saccharalis (sugarcane borer) is the source of this 3593-nucleotide messenger RNA. The record is from the annotation of a GenBank genome assembly. Lineage: Eukaryota; Metazoa; Arthropoda; Insecta; Lepidoptera; Crambidae.